Messenger RNA from Labrus bergylta (ballan wrasse), 574 nucleotides. The record is from RefSeq and is a predicted model, not a curated record. NCBI's taxonomy places the organism in Eukaryota, Metazoa, Chordata, Actinopteri, Labriformes, Labridae.
GAGAGAGUAUCGUUGAGUCCAGAUUUGAGCCUGGACUGGGAUGAAGAAAUGGCCACAGCUCAGCCUCACGACUGUGUCCCCGUUCCCUCCAACCACCCUCUCUACGUCCUCUACACAUCUGGCACAACAGGAACACCAAAGGGCGUCGUGCGAGACACUGCGGGCUACGCUGUGAUGCUGAAAUGGACCAUGUCAAAUAUUUAUGGACUCAGUCCUGGAGAUGUGUGGUGGGCUGCGUCAGACCUCGGCUGGGUCGUCGGCCAUUCUUACAUCUGCUACGGCCCUCUGCUCCACGGCAACAGCACCAUCCUCUAUGAGGGUAAGCCUGUUGGGACCCCGGACGCUGGGGCCUUCUUCCGUGUCAUGUCUGAGAACGGCGCCUCCUCCAUGUUUACAGCACCCACUGCCAUCCGAGCCAUCCGCCAGCAGGACCCCCAUGCUGCCAUCGGGAAAAAAUACCCCCUCUCCAGGUUGCGCUCAUUAUUCCUGGCAGGCGAGCGUUGCGAUGUGGAGACGCUGGACUGGGCGAAGAGGAGCUUUGGGGUUCCUGUCCUGGAUCACUGGUGGCAGACUG